AUGGUCUCGACUACUAAUAUUCUCGUUACUUUGCUUUCUUUAGCAGCCACAAUAUCUGGCGCAUUGAUCGGUCGGGCUACUGCGUCUGUACAAACUCCUCCAACAGGAGUAUCCAUCACCGUUAUCAGUUCCAGCUGGCCAGGAUGCUCACCAAGCCACCCUGCUGCUGUUCAACUCUUAGAGCAGGGACAAUCACUCUCCUUUCAAUACGAUGGCUUCACAGCUUUCACGGAUGUGACGGAAAGCUCCAGCGACAGAUCUUGUAGUGUGGUUGUGAACUUCGUUUAUCCAGAGGGCUACACGCUCGGUGUCCAGAAUCCCGUCUUUCAAGGAAACACGGAUGUAGCAGAAGGAGCAACAGCUGAGAUCAGAGCUUAUUCUCUGUUCAGUGCUUCGGACUCCACAGUCUAUGAUAUCGAUGAAGCCGAGGUCGCAGGUCCUUUCACGGGCAACUAUUCUCUCACUGGAUCUGAUUCGAGCGCUCGAACCCAAAGCUCCGCUUGCGGAAGUGGAAGUACGACUCUCAAGUUUGCGACAAGACUCAAUGCUCUCGGUGGCAUUCCUAAUCCAUACCCGGCGAAUGCAACCAUCCAACAUAACGCCACUACUGUAGACCUUGUGUGGACUCCAUGUUGA
Molecule: messenger RNA, 636 nt
Organism: Mollisia scopiformis
Lineage: Eukaryota; Fungi; Ascomycota; Leotiomycetes; Helotiales; Mollisiaceae
Exons: 2
Coding region: 1-636 (211 amino acids)
Source: RefSeq, a predicted model, not a curated record